AUGGGUUCAGAAAUUGAUAAGGAUAACAGAGUUACAAAUUCUAUUAGUAAUCCAAACGUUUGCAAUCCAGACAACCACAAUAUAGAUCUGGAAGAUAUUACUGACAAUCAUGACGAUUUUCAGACUCAGUUAUCACAUAGAGAAAAACAGAAAUUGAAACGACAGAGACAUGAUCAAAAUGGAGAUGAAUCAUCUAAUUUUACGCCAAAGCGUAAUCGUAAUGACAAUAAUGACUCUCAUCAGAAAAGGAUAAGUGAAAAUACAAAUCAAUAUGCUACUUCGUCCUAUUUUAACACAAAUCGUAUAUAUCGUAAGCAAGAUCAAGAAAAAUGUUAUCUGUUAUAUGCAGAUACGGCGACACAAUUCAAUUUUCUAUUAAAUACAGAAAAUUGGCCGGAUGGAAUUUGUAACAAUCAAUAUUCAGUUGAAUUAUCAAGAAAAAUUCCAUCAUUUUCUAUUGUUGUUAAAAAUGUUCCGGCUCAAUGGAAUGCUGCUGAUUUCGGGGAAGAAUUAAAACAAAGCUAUUCAACAAUUGUUAGAGCUGAAAGGUUCUUUAUUAAAGGAGGUCGACCAAUUUCUAAAGUCCGUGUGGACUUUUCACCCAACAAAGAGUUAGCUGAAAUACUUAAAAUGAAACGUAUAUUAUUGGAUGAUGAAUACACGUCGUACCAAAUUGGGCCUUACGUGCCACCAAUUCACAUUGUACGUUGUUAUAUUUGUCAAGCAUAUGAUGAUCAUAUAGCUGCCUACUGUCCAAAUAAAGAAAACCCCAUAUGUUUUAAAUGCGAACAGAAUCAUGUCUAUGAUCGCACUUGUCAAAAUGAAACACGAUGUGCGCAUUGUCAAGGGGGGCAUAUGGCAGGAAAUCCAAAUUGUCCAGUAAAAAUUGAAAGACGUCAAAUAAAGACACAACAAAACAGAACAUCGAAUGAUAAACAGAUGCCAUUAGUACCACAACAGCAGGGUGUCUGGGCGAAUACGCCAGGCCGAUUAUCUUUGUGUAAUGCCUCAAUGACAUCGCCGACAAAUGAUAAUACCAACUAUGGGAAAGAACAAAGGUGUACGAUCGAAAAAAUAAACGAUACAACGAUGGCAAUUAUGCAGAAUCAGAAAGAUCUUUAUGAACAAUUCACGUUGUCGAAUACAAAAAUUAAGAAUCAAGUGAAUGAAAUCGUGGCCGUAAAACUUCUUAUCAAUGAUAUUGUAUGUCCAUUGAUUAGAGAAAUUUCGAAUAUCAUUUAUGGUCAAGUUAAAGGAAAAUAA
Molecule: messenger RNA, 1263 nt
Organism: Didymodactylos carnosus
Lineage: Eukaryota; Metazoa; Rotifera; Eurotatoria; Philodinida; Philodinidae
Source: the annotation of a GenBank genome assembly